Messenger RNA from Leptosia nina, 1050 nucleotides. NCBI's taxonomy places the organism in Eukaryota, Metazoa, Arthropoda, Insecta, Lepidoptera, Pieridae. The record is from the annotation of a GenBank genome assembly.
AUGGAAAAUCUAAAAUAUGCCAGAAAUAUUGGAAACAAAACGGUAAAUUUCGAUCUUAAUUUACGAGUACGUGAAGCAAAAAGAAAACCAUCUGAUUUGGACGUAAAAUUAGAUGAUUUGAUACAUUUCCUACUCAAUAAUGAGAAGCGGUUAAAAUUAGUAGUUCCAAAUAAAUUGGAUUCUGCUAAAAUAUUUUGUUACCGUGGUUUAAUGACAUGUAUAGCUUGCACGCCAUACGAAAAUCAAGAGCCAUGGAAAAUUGUUGCAAUACUCUUUAGAGGUGACAUAUAUUUAUGUGCAAGAUAUACAGAGCAAAAAAUAGCACAGAAGAAGUGCAUGACAGAAAAAGACAAACUUUUUACAUCCUGGGGUUACAAGUUUGAACAGUAUAUGCUAUCAGUUAAACCACAUUUAGACCCCAAUCCAGAAGUUCCUGUAGAUGAAACGGAGGAAUUCUCAUUAGUAUUGACAACCAAUCUUAACAAACACAAUAUCAUUUAUGGAGCAGAAAUGGAUGGCAUACGAUGUGAUAAGAAAAAGGUUGAUGAGGCUCCGGAUUCAUUUGAUGAUAUUAUUAAAUAUUUAUCAGAUAAGGAGUUUGUAGAACUUAAAACAAACAGACACAUAGAACGUGCAAAUCAAGACAGGAAUUUCAGACGGUUUAAAGCCAAAAAGUGGUGGUGCCAAUCAUUUUUAGUCGGAAUCGAAACUAUUGUAUGUGGUUUCAGAAAUGAUGAUGGUAUUGUAGAAGAGUUGAAGGUCUUUAAUGUUUCAGAUCUGCCAAAAAUGUCGAGGAAUUUCUGGGACCCAAAAGUCUGCUUCAACUUCUUGGACACUUUUUUUACUUUUGUCAAAAGGUGUUUAGUCAGACACAUCAAGAUUAAACAUGGAGAGUCUUCAUUAAAUAAUUUACAAACUUUACCCCUUGUGAGUUUAGUUUUCGAAUGGAGUCCAGGUUCUCCUGUAAAAGUCUCGCCUGAUUGUAAUCAUGACGAGGAUCCAAUUCUACCAGAAUACUUUCUUAAAACAUUUGGAAAAUGUGAAAGGUGA